Mesorhabditis belari is the source of this 1023-nucleotide messenger RNA. The record is from the annotation of a GenBank genome assembly. NCBI's taxonomy places the organism in Eukaryota, Metazoa, Nematoda, Chromadorea, Rhabditida, Rhabditidae.
AUGACGUCAUUGGCAGAUAGUCUCUUCAACAAUCACGAGUCUGGUGAUGAAAUUUCACCAAAAAGAAACGAGGACAAUGCCUCACCAACGGAUGACCCACAAAUUGGAGACAUUGGCGCGUUAGCGAUUCAACAACUCGCCGCCUCACAAGCUGCCUCUCCCACCAUCACCGAGGAUGUUGAACGAGAAAUGAGCACUCUUGAACGAGACAUAAAACGACAGAAAGAAUCAUCAGUGAAUGCGAAAACAGCGAUCACUUUUGAUCAACUUAAAAAGAUUCAUCAGAUUGGUAAAGUUCUCGGGCCAGCAAAAGAACAAUUCUACGACCGGAUCUGUCGAGCGGCUGACAUUCAACGAGCAUCGCUGAAGAAUCGACUCAAACAGAAUAAAGAGAAGUUUGAACCCGGUCCAUUCUCCAGUAGCAACUCACAGUACAGUUUGAGGAAUCAAGGCGGCGCCGCACCGGCAAUUUCAGUAGAUUCACCAAUCGCAGCCGAAGUCCCAUCAAGUGUUUUCAAUUUAAACGGAACUUUCGCCAAUGGUGGCUUCAAUCCUUUCAUUUUUGCUACACCACCUGAAAUGCCGAUUGAUUGCAAACCUCAGAACUUUAUGCGAGCUCCGAUAGGCGGAAUGGAGAACCGAUCGAUUUCCCCUGGAUCAACAGCUGAUGAGGACAGUGUGAAGAUCCCUGUUGAGAGAGUCAAUGAACUCUUCCAACUUGGUUUCACCUAUGAUGAAGUGAAAGAGUUCAACAGCCUCUUCGAACAGUUUAAACAGCUUUCCAAAGAUGUUUGUCCACCAGCACAACUACUGACUGCCUUCUCGAAUUUUAUCUCUCAGAGUGUCCCUGAUCCGUUAAAGUUGAUUUGCACAACGUUCAACCUUCUUGAAAUGGGCUACACAAGACGAGAAAUGCUGAAAAUUGUGAACAAAGAGAGAAGAAACCGUUUGGAGGACGAUGGCGAAGUAAAAGUGCCGUUCACUAAGCGGCAAUGUUUCGGAGAUGGAGAGUCGAAUGAUUCU